Messenger RNA from Helicoverpa zea (corn earworm), 1949 nucleotides. Its product is annotated as cysteine dioxygenase type 1. The coding region runs from base 298 to 1188 and encodes 296 amino acids. The transcript is spliced from 7 exons. The record is from RefSeq and is a predicted model, not a curated record. Gene Ontology annotation, molecular function: cysteine dioxygenase activity; ferrous iron binding. Gene Ontology annotation, biological process: L-cysteine catabolic process. NCBI's taxonomy places the organism in Eukaryota, Metazoa, Arthropoda, Insecta, Lepidoptera, Noctuidae.
GAACGCACGCACGAUAUAUUGAGUUUAAACAUACUUCUAUAUUGUUUACUUAACUCUUAAAACUAUAAACUUUCUUUUGACAGUUUGUUCAAGUAUUUUUUAUCUUUAUUUUAAAAGUAAACCGAGUGUUUUACAAUUGAUAAGUAUUUUUUUUAUCUUGUGAAGUGAUCAGUCUAAAUAAGAUUGGAUUUUCGUUUCUUUGUCAGUUUUCUGUGUGAAUUGAACAGUCUGAAUUUGGAAGCUGUUGCGAGUUGCUGGUUUUUUUUCCGUUGGUGAAUUUUUGUGAAAAGAGUGAAUAUGGACGUGGAAAAUGCCAAUUGUAAGAUCAAGGUAUCACAAUGUGCUGAUAUGGAAGUGUUACCCAUUGAGAGACCAUUGAAAGUUGAUGUUGAAAUAACCGGCCUAGACAUACUGAUACAGGAGCUACACAGGAUGUUCUCUUGCGACCACGUCAAUGUACAGGAUGUUCAGAAAGUGAUGCUCGGGUACAAAUCCAACCCGAAGGAUUGGAGCAAAUUCGCGAAGUUUGAUCGUUUCCGAUACACACGUAACCUGGUAGACGCUGGCAACGGUGCCUUCAACAUCAUGAUCCUCUGCUGGGGAGCUGGUCAUGCCUCCGCUAUCCAUGACCAUGCUGACUCACACUGCUUUAUGAAACUCUUGAGUGGCAGUCUUGAGGAAGUCAGAUACGAGUGGCCUGAAAACGUGCAACCGGAAGUGGUCAAGGUUUUAAACAACAACAAAUCGCGAAGGAAAUGCUGCUCAGAAAGCCAAGACCUGCCGGACAGCGUAUCCGAACUCACCAUAGACAACCCGGAUGACAGCUGUCAAACUGAAAGUUGUCAAUGUGACAGGUGUCAGAAACGUGACAGUGACAGGUGUCAAAAUGGGCGGGAAUAUGAAGAGGGAUACGAUGUGAGGGAUAUGAAAGUUAGGGGGAGGACACGAAUGGAGGUUAACGAUGUAUGUUAUAUAAAUGAUGCCCUAGGCCUCCACCGAGUAGAGAACCCGUCUCACGUAGACGGGGCAGUCUCCCUACAUCUCUACUGCCCACCGUUUGACAGCUGUCGUGUGUUUGACGCAAGGACAGGCAAACCCACGGAGGUGAAAGUUACCUUCUGGUCUAUGUAUGGCAAGAAGAUUAAGAGGGUUUUGCAAGCAAAUGAACCAGCCGACAGUCAGCAGUAGAUUUAAAAAACAAAUAAAAUAAAAACUAAGCAUUCCAAUCUAGUAUUUUAAUGAAAAAAUGUUGAUUAAUUAGUAGAAAGACAAAAAAAUCAUGUUAUACGAUUAUUGUAUAUUAUAUAUUUUUUACAGUAGAAGCUACGAUCCAAAGUAGUCAUUUUUCUAUUUUUUAGAAAUAUUUUUGUGUAUUCACCCUGUAUUUUGUAUCUAAUUUAAAAAUUAAACAUCUUUGGCAGUCGCUACGGGUAGUCAGAAGCCAGUAUGUCUGACAAGUCGUAAUGGGUUGUUCGAGUAACUGGGUUGAGGAGGUCAGAUAGGCAGUCGCUUCUUGUGGCACACUGGUACUCAGCUGCAUCUCGAUAGACUGGAAGCCGACCUCAACAUAGUUGGGAAAAGGCUAGGCAGAUAAUAAAAAUUUUAUCGCAGCGUAAAAAUAAGCUGUUAUUCAACUUUAAUGAAUACAAUAUUUUUCAGCAAUAGUCAUUUAGUUUAGUGCGAUAUUUUGUUAAAAAUAAGUAGUUCCCAUUGGUAUUUUCAACCGAUUUCCCAAAGAAAGAGGUUUAUUUUUUUUAACUUAUAAAAAGGGGCCUAAUAAAAAUCACAUUUAUUAGCAAUAAUAAUAAUAUAUUUUAAUGUGCCUUAUGUAAUUUUAAACUAAGAUAAACUUAAUAUAAGACAUAAUGCUAAGAAACGAUUGAAAAUUGUGAAUUUUUAUAUUUAUUUACAAUAUUUUACAAAUAAAUAAUAUUUCUGAGUAAAGUUUA